AUGGCGGAGUUCGAGGCACGGGAGCUGUCGGAGUUAUCCACGGAGGAGGAAGCGGAUGCGGUAGCCGGGUAUCUCUAUAGGAGGUCCUCAGAUAUGGAGCUGGUGUUAGCUCAGGCGGUGGGGAACCAAGACAAGGCGCACGAAAAGCAGAAGCUGGACUUUGACUUGAGGAGGACAACGGCCUUAGAGAUGGAGAAGUUGGAGAAGGGGGACUUUGUCCGCAUCAAGCCGAGUAAGAGGGUGGUGUGGGUGAAGCAGGCUAAGAAGUUUAAGACGUUAUUCAGGGUGAAGGAGGUGGAGCAGUUCGAUGUAGUAGUGGAGGAUAAGGCGGGAGCCACACCCCCACUCUCCCCACGAAGUAUAGGGAAUGUGGAGGGGCUGGUGUUCCCGGACCUAUGGGUUAAUUGGGGAGAGAUCUGCGGAGGGGAAUCGUUCAAGGUAGUGUUUCUAAGGGUACUGGUGGAAGGGAGUGGAGGAGCACCGAGGAUGCAGCUAAUAGACAUGGAUGAUCCACGGGUGGAAGGGAGGAGCUUGGACGUAAGGAAGGGAGGGGCAAAAGUGGCCAUACGGUAUGUGGUGAUGGUACCCAUGGGAUACGAGUUUGAGCAUGGAGAGAUCUUCUUGGCACCGGAUGGCACUAAGGUUCAGCGUGCAUGGCAGGUUGAGUGGGUGAGUGGACCGGUUGUGGUGGAGUCACACUAUCUUUACUGA
Messenger RNA from Closterium sp. Naga37s-1, 711 nucleotides. The record is from the annotation of a GenBank genome assembly. Lineage: Eukaryota; Viridiplantae; Streptophyta; Zygnematophyceae; Desmidiales; Closteriaceae.